GACAAGUUUCUCGGUUUUGGGAUUUUACGUUUUAACUUUACAAAACAGGAUUAAACCGAAAUUGAACCGUACAAAACCUGUGCUUAAUACCGUCAUCUCAAAUAUUGAACCGUAAUAAAUCGACAACAAUAUAAAAUUGAUUUUGGUUCACUAAGAGGACCAGACUUUUCUCUCGGACUUGAGACACUGGAGAGACUGAAUACGACCAUGUCCUCUUCGCUCCAUUGCUCGGGUAAACUUUUAACAAGGGUUCGAAAUCGAAUACACGAAUAUCUCGGUUUGUUCAAUUACUGAAACCAAUCGAAUUUUUUAAUCUGUUUCGAUUUUCUAGUUUUAGCAUUUCCGGUUUAGUUCGAUUUAAAUUAUUCGGUUACCGUUUUUGUUUAGAAUCACAGAAAAAGGUGAGAUUAAGGAGGAGCGAAACAUGACGAAUCCACUUAAUUCCACCGCCGCUAAUCGCUCUAACCAGCCGUCUUCUGAUGGAAUCAGCGACGGUCAAAUCACCAAUGAGGAAGCUGAAUCACUAAUUAACAAGAAGAACUGUUCAGGGCACAAGCUAAAAGAAGUAACUGAUAGUGACACAUUCUCUGACAAUGGUAAAGAUGAUUCAGAUACCAAGAAAAGAUUCCAUUACCAUCAGGAUCAGCGGAGGAUGAGUUUGACAUCGAUUGUGGCGGUGGAGUCUCCUUCAUCGAGCAACGCUCCCUCUAGAAAAACCAUUGAUCUUGGCCAUGGAAGCGACCUCAUUUACAUUCAGAGGUUUCUUCCAUUUCAACAAUCUUGGACUUUCUUCGAUUAUCUCGACAAGCAUAUUCCUUGGACCAGGCCUACUAUUCGUGUCUUUGGUCGAUCUUGCCUCCAGCCGAGAGAUACUUGUUAUGUUGCAAGUAGCGGAUUGACUGCGUUGGUGUACAGUGGAUAUCGACCUACCUCCUAUUCGUGGGAUGAUUUCCCACCUCUCAAGGAGAUUCUGGAUGCUAUUUACAAGGUGCUUCCUGGAAGCAGAUUCAACAGCUUGCUCUUAAAUAGAUACAAAGGUGCCAGUGAUUAUGUGGCUUGGCAUGCAGAUGAUGAAAAGAUUUAUGGUCCAACUCCAGAAAUUGCUUCAGUCUCGUUUGGAUGUGAACGUGAUUUUGUGUUGAAGAAAAAGAAAGAUGAAGAAUCUUCCCAAGGGAAAACAGGAGACAGUGGACCAGCUAAGAAGAGGUUAAAGAGAAGCAGCAGAGAGGAUCAACAAAGUUUGACAUUGAAACAUGGAUCGUUGCUGGUGAUGAGAGGAUACACUCAAAGAGACUGGAUUCAUUCUGUGCCAAAGCGUGCAAAGGCAGAGGGCACUCGUAUCAACCUCACAUUCAGGCUUGUUUUGUAAAUUGAGCAUCAUAUGCAAGAAGGUGGGCUUGAUCUUGGUCUCCAUUGACAUAUUCUAAGCUUCUCAUCUUAAUUCUCUAUAAACAUCAAUUGGUGUAGACAUUUCAAGAAGCAAAUUGGACGGGAAGAUUGAUAAGGAAGAGUGGCAAAGUCUUGUCUUGUGUAGUCCCUCUCUUAAACAACAUGACGCUUUAACAUCCUUGUCCCCUAGAGAAAUGACUUGAUCAAGUGCAAAUAUCACUCACAAUCAGCCAUACCAAUCCCUGUUCAUCUAAAGACAUGGUAGACUCAUCUAGCUAGAAACAUGAAGUGUGCAUAAUUCACUAGUGUAGAUCUUGCAUCCACACUCACCCUUCAUACUUGUUUUGCAAACCGAGCAUCAUAGAGUCGUAGACAAGGUGGGCUUGAUAUUCAUUGACCUUUGAAUAGGCUUUACGCAACCUUUUUUGGUAUUUGG
Arabidopsis thaliana (thale cress) is the source of this 1825-nucleotide messenger RNA. RefSeq names its product oxidoreductase, 2OG-Fe(II) oxygenase family protein (gene ALKBH2). Gene Ontology annotation, molecular function: broad specificity oxidative DNA demethylase activity. The transcript has 7 exons. The record is from RefSeq and is marked reviewed. Gene Ontology annotation, cellular component: nucleus. The coding region runs from base 425 to 1369 and encodes 314 amino acids. Gene Ontology annotation, biological process: DNA repair. Lineage: Eukaryota; Viridiplantae; Streptophyta; Magnoliopsida; Brassicales; Brassicaceae.